GACAAAGCUCUCUGCCUCACUUCUCGAACUCCAAACAAACCCUAACCCCUAUCCUCCAAUCCCCACCCUCCAUUUUCUAGGGUUUCGUACGAUCCUCAAUCCAAUCCGCACUCUCUCCAUUCGAUUCUCUUCAACGUCCCUGGCGGAUCGCUCAUCGGACCACUGCAGUUUCCACCGAUCUCUGUCUAUCUUUCCGAAUUCUCCGUGUCAAGCUAUGGAUGGUGAUUCGUGGAGUGCUCGUUUGUCCUCGGCUACAAAGCGGUAUCAGUCAGCCCUGCAGUCGCGAUCUGAUAUGUUCAUGGGAUUUGAAGAAUUUGAUGGAGAUGAAGACAUAAGGGAGGAGUUUCCUUGCCCAUUCUGUUCAGAGUAUUUCGACAUUGUGGGAUUAUGCUGCCACAUAGAUGAUGAGCAUCCUGUGGAGGCAAAGAAUGGGGUGUGUCCAAUUUGUGCAAUAAGGGUGGGGGUUGAUAUGGUUGCACACAUAACUUUGCAACAUGGGAGUGUUUUCAAGAUGCAGCGCAAGAGGAAGACACGUAAAGGUGGUUCUCAUUCAACUCUUUCUUUGUUGAGGAAAGAGCUUCGAGAAGGAAAUCUACAGUCCCUAUUUGGGUCAUCUUCCUGUAUAGUCUCUUCAUCCAGUGCAGCACCUGAUCCAUUGUUGUCAUCAUUUAUUUUGCCUAUGGCUGAUGACUAUAUUGGUGUCCAGCCUCAGCUUUCGGCUCAAACAACCUCAACCAAGAAAAACUCAGAUGAAAAUGUAUUAGAAAGAACUGUCCAAACUACUCCCUUGUCCAUCAAGGAUCAGGAAGAGAAGGCAAGGAGAUGUGAGUUUGUUCAUGGGAUGUUGUUGUCCACCAUUUUCGAUGACAAGUUAUGAAGAGGUUAUCAUCAUGGCAUGCUGCUGCUAUGGUCUUCAGCUUUGCAUCGAUGAGCCCCACGAUCUAUGGUUUGUUUGUAGUGCAUAUUUCAAUGUAUCAAACGCCAAUGAAAUAAAAUUGUAGGAAAUGAAUGUAAUUUAUGCUGGCAUGUCGAGUUUAGGAGUUAGGCUUGCAGAAAGACUCUGAAUCAUCUUAUAUUUUGAGAUCAUAAUUAAGGGAGAAAAAAGAAAAGAAGCCCCUUUCCCUCUUA
Vitis riparia (riverbank grape) is the source of this 1128-nucleotide messenger RNA. RefSeq names its product protein DEHYDRATION-INDUCED 19 homolog 3-like. Lineage: Eukaryota; Viridiplantae; Streptophyta; Magnoliopsida; Vitales; Vitaceae. The coding region runs from base 215 to 877 and encodes 220 amino acids. The record is from RefSeq and is a predicted model, not a curated record. The transcript is spliced from 5 exons.